Diaporthe citri is the source of this 453-nucleotide messenger RNA. RefSeq lists its product as uncharacterized. Lineage: Eukaryota; Fungi; Ascomycota; Sordariomycetes; Diaporthales; Diaporthaceae. The transcript has a single exon. The record is from RefSeq and is a predicted model, not a curated record. Bases 1 to 453 code for a protein of 150 amino acids.
AUGGGGCCGGACCAAGUGGUCGCGUAUGCGAACAAGAUACUGCUCGCCUACGUGGAUCUGAUUCACCGCGCUCUCGGCGGAGCCUAUCCAAUCGUCCAGGACAUGCUCUCAGACGCCAUGAUGCGCCUGCUAACUGGGGGGCUCAUGAGUCCCGAGCAGAUAGCGGAUCUGGGCCAAGAUAUGUGCGAGAAGGCCGAGAGGGAGAACCGACACCAGAACGAGUACUAUUUCAACCUGAGAUUGCACAUGGCCAACGCACGCCUUUUGAUGGGAGACAAGGACGCCACAAAGCUGCAACGAGGAUAUCAGGGACCCCAGAAUUCUGGUGGGCGUGAACAGAACGAUGGCCAGAUUGCACGAGAGCGAGGGUGCAAUGUCCGAGGCCAUCGAGUGCCUUAUGAGGUCUAUCGUGUUGACACGAGAUUGACGGAGAACAAGGACCCCAUCUUGUGA